AUGGGAUGUUCAUAGAUUUCCAAGAAAAAAACUGAUAAAUUUCAAUCUUUAUAGUUAGCUUCUAAGAUAAUUUCAAAACAAAUUGCCGGAGAUGAGGUUGAAAGAGAAAUUUUUAAUCAAUUUUGUUCAGAAAAAUACAAAAUUUAAAAGAAUCCUAUAGUUUAAAGGAGAGCUCAUUCUACAAUGCCUAGUUUAACAUAGGUUUUUAAUAAAGGAGAUACAUAGAAUUCAUAUGUGUAAAGAUAAUUCUCUUGA
This is a messenger RNA of Paramecium sonneborni, 255 nucleotides long. The record is from the annotation of a GenBank genome assembly. Lineage: Eukaryota; Ciliophora; Oligohymenophorea; Peniculida; Parameciidae.